AAUAGAGGUGUGGUCAUUCCCUCUCAUCCUGAGAGCUGCAAACAUCAUGGAGGCUGUGGCGAAAGCAAAAAAGUCGCUCAAGACGCCCAUUAGGAAAUUAACCAGCUGUGUGUCAGGGGUGAAGGAGAGGAAGUUGUGUUCCAAACACAGGAGGAAGAGGAGCAGAGGCGGGGGAGGCCAUGUUAGAAGGAACAUGUUGGGGAAGACCCCUCCCCUCAGAGUGGCACAUCCCAGAGACCAAACGGUCAUUCGUUCGUAUCAGGCAGAGCUGGAAAAGAAGAGGCAACUGCGGGAAGCAAUGAACGCUCAGAAGAACGCAGAGAGAGCAGCCAUGAGAUCUCACUUCAGGAGAAAAUAUCAGCUGUCUGAGUGUCCUGAGGACAAAAACCGCCUGAGGUCUGUUGGAGGCAAAGUGUCACUCCCCCACGAGCUGUCGAAGAUGAUUCAUCCUGAAACCAAAACCAAGGACGACGGCUUCAACCUGCUGAGUGCCUUUCGAGGCCUCAGUUUCAGCACAGCAGCACUCACAGGGACAAAAACCAGGACACCCACUCCUACACCAACAAAUUGUAAAGUCAUGUGAUCAACACCAUGUGGAAGUGGUAUAUUUGCAUGAUAGCUGCUUAAUUAAGACAGAAUCAGUCUAAACAUAGUUUCUAGAUAAUGGCAUGGGGAUUUAAAACAUUUCUUUUGUUUUACUUCAAGUGCUUUAUAAUUUGCAACUAAAACAACAAGCCAGUAAGGAACAGCUGGGAUAAAUUAACAACAAAGUUAAAAAGAAUGGCAGCGCAAACCAAAACUAAGUGAUGCAUCUGGAUAUGAAAUUGAGAGCAGGAGGGAUUUUUAGCAGAGAUCUGAAUAAGCUUAAAGUCUGAGGGGAACAUUCAGGGUAGCCACUACAAAACUAUAUACUCUACAUCUUGGAAUAUUAAAGAGCAACUAGCUGGUCAACAGUUGUAUUCCUGCAGGGAGGUGGAUGUC
Messenger RNA from Melanotaenia boesemani (Boeseman's rainbowfish), 981 nucleotides. Its product is annotated as complexin-4-like. Gene Ontology annotation, molecular function: syntaxin binding. The transcript is spliced from 3 exons. Gene Ontology annotation, biological process: synaptic vesicle exocytosis; neurotransmitter transport; regulation of neurotransmitter secretion. Gene Ontology annotation, cellular component: terminal bouton; SNARE complex. NCBI's taxonomy places the organism in Eukaryota, Metazoa, Chordata, Actinopteri, Atheriniformes, Melanotaeniidae. The record is from RefSeq and is a predicted model, not a curated record. Bases 47 to 583 code for a protein of 178 amino acids.